Trichomonas vaginalis G3 is the source of this 789-nucleotide messenger RNA. Its product is annotated as phosphoprotein phosphatase protein. The coding region runs from base 1 to 789 and encodes 262 amino acids. The transcript has a single exon. Gene Ontology annotation, molecular function: protein serine/threonine phosphatase activity. Lineage: Eukaryota; Parabasalia; Trichomonadida; Trichomonadidae. The record is from RefSeq and is a predicted model, not a curated record. Gene Ontology annotation, cellular component: nucleus; cytoplasm.
AUGGACCCAUAUUCAAUUGUCUUAUUAAGAGGAAACCACGAAUUUAGGAAUGUAAAUUGCAAUUACGGAUUCAAAAAGCAAAUAUUAGAUGAAUAUGAAUCAGAAAAUUUAUGGGAAGCCUUUAACAACGCUUUCGAAUAUCUACCAAUUCUUUGCACUAUAAACACUCGCAUUAUAUGUCUUCACGGCGGAAUUAGUGAGAAAUGUAUGGAUUCUGAAGUAUACUUUAGCCUCAAGAAUGGCUUCAAGUUCACUCCAAAGGCUGAAUCAAUGAUUGAAGACAUUGUUUGGUCCGAUCCAUCCAAUGUUAUAACUACGUACGGUUCCAACCAACGUGGUAGAGGUGUUGUUUUUGGUCAAGUGGCCAUAUCUGCUUUCCUCAAACAGUAUGAUUAUGACAAAAUGAUUCGUGGCCAUGAAGCAGUUGAUGGCAUUGCAAAGCAUUUCAGUGGUCAACUCAUUACAGUCUUUUCUACCUCAGGAUAUUCAGCAUACCAUGGUGGCGUAGCUUUUGUUGCAGAAGAUCUCGAAAUUCAAACAAAGAAGCUUCAUCUUACUCACUACAACAGGAAAGAAGAAAGCGCUUUCUAUGAUGUAGUUGUUCCUACAAACAACCCUGAAGAGAAACACGCAUCCCUGAAAUCUGUUUGCACGAACAGUUCAUCACCUCACUUCAAGCACUUGCCAACAAAUAACAAUGCCGGAGUUAAACCACUCCGCAUUGUUAGAAGCUCAGGAAGUCUUUUAGCGUUGAGAAAAACUCUCGCUAUUGUCAAACCAAAAAUUUAA